GGAGUCCGUUACAAAGGCAGUGCCAGCGUAUUUGUCAGUGUACUGUCGCAAAUGCUUUUGUACUCCAGAGACCUAUGUCAUUACGCCAUUCACCAUGACAGGGAAACUCAUGAGCUUGUGUUUGCUCCAAACCCUUUUCCAGCUGUCCCUCUCACUAACGGAUCCCAGUCCUGUGGUGUCGGUGAGGAAUGGGACUCUUCGGGGUGCCUCCAUGACUGUGAAAGGCUCCAAUAAGCAGGUGCAGCAGUAUUUGGGGAUCCCCUUUGCACGACCCCCUCUGGGCCCCCUGCGUCUGUCUGCCCCCCAGCCUGCAGAGUCCUGGGAGGGAGAGAGAGACGCCACCCAGCAGCCGCCCAUGUGUCCUCAGCCUAUAGCUUUUGUCACCCACAUAGCCAAAGUCAUGGCAAACAAGUUUGCCCUGCCUGGGCUGUCAGAGGACUGCUUAUACCUCAACGUGUAUACUCCUCCUACUAAUCCCUGCACUGGGAAAAAGCUGCCAGUCAUGGUGUGGAUUCAUGGAGGUGCUCUGUAUUUGGGAGGAGCUGCCCAGUUUGAUGGCUCUGUGCUGGCAGCUUAUCAAGAUGUUGUCGUGGUAAUCAUUCAGUAUCGCCUUGGGAUUUUGGGCUACUUCAGCACUGGAGACACGAAUGCUCAGGGAAACUGGGGCUUCCUUGACCAGAUAGCUGCUCUCCAGUGGGUGCAGGAGAACAUCGAGAGCUUUGGAGGAGACCCCAACUCUGUCACCAUCGCUGGACAGUCAGCUGGAGGGAUCAGUGCAUCUAUACUACUCCUGUCUCCCCUGGCAAAAGGAUUGUUCCAUAGAGCGAUCUUUCAGAGUGGAGCAUCAACACUGGAGACUUACUCUACCAAGACCCCAAUGGUUUUUGCUGAGAUGGUGGCAACUGCAACAGGAUGCACCUCCAACUCAACUGAACUCCUUGUGCAAUGCAUUAGGGAUAAGUCUGUAGAGGAACUCAUCAAUGCCACCCUUACAACUAGAAUAUUCCGGGGUGCAACUGUUGAUGGCGAGUUUUUGACCGCAUUGCCAGAGGACAUUUUAAAGGAGAAAGACUUUCAUAAAGUUCCAGUAAUUGUCGGUGUGACCAACCAUGAGUUUGGAUGGCUGCUGCCAUUUGGUGUUGUAGCAUAUGGAUGGGAGAAAGGUAUGGACAGAGCAACCGUGAUGAAAGAAUUAGCAAUCCAUCUGCCGCCUACCAUGCCCGUGGAGACCAAGGAGCUAGUUGUGGAUGAAUACUUUAAGGAUGCACACACACCACAGGAAAUGCGUGAUCAGUUCACUGAAAUAGUGGGGGACUACUGGAUGGUGGUUCCAGCUAUUAAGGAGGCUAGAUAUUACCUAGAUGUGGGGGCAUCAGUGUACAUGUAUGAGUUUCAGCACCGGCCAGAGGCCUACGAGUACACCAGACCCAGCUUUGUGAGGGCCGACCACUCAGACGAGCUCAUGUUUAUCUUUGGCGCCUGCUUCUGGGAUGGACACAUCAAAGUCACAGGAAAGAUCACAGAGGAGGAAAACAGGCUGUGCAAAACUAUGAUGGCUUACUGGGCUAACUUCAUGCGCACAGGCUCUCCAAAUGGGCCUGGCCUGGUGCACUGGCCUAUCUAUGAUGCCUGCAACAAGUACCUGAACCUGGACCUGCAGCAGAGUGAGGGGCGGGACCUGAAGAAGGACAGAGUGCAGUUCUUCCAGAAGCUUGCUGCAAAGAAAACACAACUGCAAGAGCAAGACCAAUAGUAAUGACAGUGCCAGUCCUAGAUGCAGACGGUAUUCCAGAGUGCACAUGAAGACAUUUUAAUAGCACAUACUCACUGUGAGAUCAGUACGACACUACAGUACAAAGUGUCACAGAAAACAAGUCACCAAUUAAUCAUGAGCUACUGGUGAAGGCCUACAUGAUCAACCACACACAAAUUGUUUUGAAAUUACUCAUGUCAAUGUAAAACAUUUCUAUAGCUGUAUUGCACCCAGCAUAAGCCUCUAAUAACAGCUGUCAUAAGCAAACAUGAUUCAAAGUCCUAGAAAUGAAUUACUUGGUCCCUGCAUUUCAAGGACCAAAUUAAAGAUAACAUCACUGUUUUCAGGAUGGGGCUGUGUGAUUAUUAUGAAUACACAUUAUAUGCUCUCUCUACUUUGGCAGUGAUAUAUACAUAUAUAUAUAUAUAUCAUACUCAUUUAAGGGCAGCAUCUUUAAUCUAUUCAGUGUUUGUGUAAUAACAUUCAUUUAAAAUCUUUUCAUUCAUAACUGAAAUGUCAUUAAAUAUGUAC
Messenger RNA from Alosa alosa (allis shad), 2284 nucleotides. RefSeq names its product carboxylesterase 5A-like. The transcript is spliced from 13 exons. NCBI's taxonomy places the organism in Eukaryota, Metazoa, Chordata, Actinopteri, Clupeiformes, Clupeidae. Bases 95 to 1753 code for a protein of 552 amino acids. The record is from RefSeq and is a predicted model, not a curated record.